UUGUUCUUCUGCUUCUUCGCUCUGUUGCGUGGAGGAGGUGUGACUGCUGCCCCCUGGCGUUCUGGAGGAAAACCCGCGGUAGUUUGUUAUUAGCCUACGAUGCUAGUUAGCUCCGCAGCUAACGAAACAAACUUACCUCGUGUGUUAUUUUGUCUCCCACCGCCCCUUAUGGGUUUUUAUGUUUAUCAUAAAAGGUGCUGGAAUAAAAUCGCGGUCGCUUUUUUUAAACGCGAAGUCCGCUUUUGAUCGUGGCUGACUUGAGAUGAAGAUAAGGUUAGCUUAGCUGCCGUGUUUGCUAACCAAGGGAGCGAUGGACCACCCCCGAUCCCACAAUCCCAACGCCAGCCACCAGUCAGCGUUCAAAAGAGAAAGAGGCGACGGUUGGAGAAAUCACCACGAGAAUAAACACUUAAAGCCGAACCAUCACCAGCAGCGUCAGUCCGGAUCAGCUCCAGAGCCGAACCCGCUCGGCUCUCAGAGUCUGAGCACCAGAAAGGAGCUUUAUGAAAGAGACUUUCCUGUUUACAAACAGCCUGUCGAGGUAGGAAGUUUUUCCCUCGAUGGAGAGCGCAGAUUCUUCAACGACGCCAGGCAGAUGAGAUACUACGAGGAACCCGAGAGAAGUCCCAAUUUCGACCUGAGGGAUGGAUACAAGGACCGCUUUAUAAAAAGGGAUGACAGUGUGAAGGAGAAGCUGGACCACAUCCUGCGCUGGAUCAUAGCCAAUAGAACAAAGUGUAGCUCAAGUGCGACCACGGCCUCAUCACGUGCUUUAGAUGCCGACUUUGUGACAUGGCGGGGUCACCUGACCAAGCUGCUGACCACUCCCUAUGAGACGCGGGAGGGCUGGCUGCUGGCGGCCACCAUGUUUAGAGGAACGCUUUACAUCAGUGAAGUGGAAACAGAGGCUUCUCGGAGGGACAGAGAGAACCGCACUGCGAGGCAUGAAGAGAUGAUGUACUGGGGGUACAAGUUUGAGCAAUACACAUGUGCAGAUGAGGUCCACAGUUUACCUGACCCGAGUGGCGUGGUGAACACGAAUGAGGCCUUUUGCACUGUGGUGCAGACUCGGCUCGCGGAUCACAGACUUCUGUUCUCCGGAGAGGUGGACUGUCGGGAUAAAGACCCCAACGCCCCAGCUGCUCCUGCCUGCUACGUCGAGCUGAAGACCUCAGCAGAGAUUUGCACCCCUAAACAGCGCAGCAACUUCCACAGGUUCAAACUGUUGAAGUGGUGGGCGCAGUCGUUCCUCCCUGGGGUCCCUCGCGUUAUAGCAGGCUUUCGGGAUCAUGAAGGAGUGGUGGUUUCUCUGGAGACGUUUCACAUCUCCAAGAUAUCACAUCUCAUCAAGAAUGAAUUUAACUGCUGGAAGCCGACAGUCUGUAUGAACUUCUGCUGUGAUUUCUUGUCUUUUGCGAAGCAUGUGGUUACUGAAGACAACCCAAGUGUGGUGUACCUGUUCACCUGGGAGCCCCACAGAGAUGUGACCUACUCCAUCCACAGGGACUCCCCGUAUUCAUUCCUGCCUCGCUGGUAUAUCGAGGAGAUGACCAGCAGUCGAGACUCACAUCAGUCCUGAUUUACAAUAUCUGGUUAAACAGAAUUCUUGAUAUAUUGUUAGUGGCCUCCAAUGGAGGGAUUUUUUUAAACCAAAAUACGUUGGCAUUUUAUGCAUGGACAACUUUAAUUGUGCAGCUUGCAGAGAUCAUGAUCAUUUGGAGGGAAUUUUUUUGUUAUCAUGUAUUCGUGUGUCAUACUGAAGGGUAUUAUUUUCCCCUGUGUGUGUGUGUGUGUGUGUUUGUGUGUUUGUGUGUGUGUGUGCGUGUGUGUGUGUGUGUGCAAACAGGCUACAUCCAUUCUGUUUUCGUUUUAAAACCACCGUCCAUAGGAACAUACCUUAAAAGGCAUUAUCAUGUGAUCAUUCAUGUACACUGGGCAUGUCAGUGUAAACAGGAGGCAGAAUAUUUCUCUGCACUGCUUAUAGCAAACACUAAAAACAAGGAACAAACAUGGUGAAAAGAUAGAGCAGGAUUUAUUUUCUUGGACUGAUGUGGGGAAACUGUUGAUGACACUGAGUGUUUACACUGUUUUGCCCUCACAGCUGGUAGAGUAGUGACCGAUAAGAACCAGGUGGCAAAUGCACGUGACUGCAUCUCCGUCUCCAAUUGAGACAGUUUGGCCGUGUAUACGUUUUCAAACUCAAACGGGGACAACAGCAAUUCCAACAUUUCCACUACUAAAAGGUAGUAGUGUGGAUGUAGCCUCACUGUUGGUGCUGAUCUGUCGUAGGGGAGACGGUGGAAGACGCACUCACACAUGCAGAGUGAAUACGUUUUCUACAGAGUUUACGCCUAAUAUUUCCUGCCUGUUGAGAACGGUAUUCAUUCAUCAUUUGAAAGAGAGCUGUGUUUUUUUUCAUAUAAAAAACAAUCACAGUGUAGUGUCAACAGUUUCACAAACUUUAUUAUUCCCUGGUUAUCACAAUCAUUUAAAUUCCCAAAACAGUUAGUGGGUUGAAAUAAACUAAAUUAGAAAAUGUUUUUAAAAAAUGUGUUGAAAAUAAAUGAAAGUGCAACAGCAGUUACAAAUAUUUUUCUGUAAACUGUUAAGACAAAUCACAACAUGUUCAGAUGAGCGACUGCCUUCUCUGUGGUUUUUUUUUUAAACUAACAGUGACACAUUCUCCAGAUUUGAGCGCUUUCUCAUCUUUUAAAUAAAGCCCAUUUCAUUCUCCCGUAAUCAUGUAACUUUCAGUUGUCUGAUUUUCCACACCAAUUACACAAGUCUCCUCAACAUUUUACUUGAUUUCUCAGAAAAUAAUUUAUGUAUCUUAAUGGAAAAAUACAUAUGCAGGGGACUGAUAUUUAUGAGCAUGUGCAAUUUGGUGCAGAAUCAAAUAAAAAUCCAGAUCUAGUGACUUGUGGUUUCGUUAGGGGAGUCUGAGGUAUGUGCUUGUCUAAUAUUAUGAAUUAGAAAGGCAUUCAGUCUGGUGGAUUUCCACUGAUGCAUUUCUAGGCAGUAGAUGCAUGAGUCUAAACCAACUUUUCUUUUUACAACUGAGCAAACUUAACAGGCAGAGAAGCUCAAAUCCAGUAAAUGAGUCAUUUGUUAGUUUUUAAACUGACAAUGUCCCACAUCAAUGCAUGUGAUGAGCAGAUGCAAGACUGUUAAUCCCCUUAAUAUGAAGUUAUACAGCAGUGUUGCGUACAGUAACUCUUGUAAUUAUAAAAAAAAAGAACCAUGGCUGCAGAACAUUAGUUCACUAACUCACAGAAAGAGCACAGUGAUGAACGGCUACUGUAAAUAACUGCCCGUGCCUUCCCUACCUAGAGGACGUACAGAGAUAAUGGAAUCAAAACGUUCAUACUGGCCAAUCAUUAAAAACAUAGUUCGAUAACACAGUGCAUCAUGGUUAAUGUAAAUCAUCAACAGUCCUCACAGUACAUAGUUCAGAUCAUAGUACAGUUUUUUAUGAUACAAUCAACAGGCACUUACUGUGGUAUAAUUACAUCUGUAACCUUUACAGUUUACUUUAUGGAAUCAUUCCAAGUAAUUUUAAAUUCAUGUUAAUUUAUUAUAAUUAUUAAAAUCCAAACCUUUCUAGGCUGGAAUACAAAACUAACGACAUAUCAACCGGAGCUCGGCCUAUUUCUAUCUUUCACCAUUUUUGUUGUUACAGCUCAUUUGUGUGUAGUAACGAUAUAUUGUGUGUGAGUUAAUUGCACAGUUAAACAUUUGACGGAGUGUAUGAGGAAUGAUCCAAGGGCCUAAAUCCAGGCAACGCAACAGGAGGUAAAUUAUUGGUCUCAUCAUUUCUGGGAGAACCCAGACAAAGUUUGACACUUUGGGGGAAAUGCUGUUAAUGCUAAGUCACUGAGAAUGAAUGAGGCCGAGCCGGUCUGUGGCUAAAGGUAACGGAGUUCAGCAACAAGCACUUCUACAGCUCAUUCAUAAAGUUACACACUGGUUAUAUCUUGAAGUUUAAAAAACGUCAGAUCGCUGUUUUCCAGAGUUGUGUCACAGACAGUAAACACAGUUUCUACCAAACCUUUCCUUUACAAAUAAUGUAAUAUUUUCCCUACUAGUCCUAAGAUCUCAUGUUUGUUAAAUAUAAUUUCAUUGUAGGCAAGGUAAUCUCUAUCUUUAUGUGCAUAUGAAAUCAUUGGCGUUUAGCUGUAACUCAAGUUCUUAAAGGGUUAAGAGAGGCUUGGUGGUGAAUACCCUGGACAGGUUGUUUCUCCAUCACGGGGCUAAAUUAAAUCAAGCCAAAAUUAAUGUUGUUUCUAGAUGGUCCGAUUAAUUAAGACCAGUAACUUGGUUAAAUUUGUUACCAUAUCAGACUUACCAAAUACAUUAUCAUGAUUUACUUCCUUAAA
Molecule: messenger RNA, 4376 nt
Organism: Pleuronectes platessa (European plaice)
Lineage: Eukaryota; Metazoa; Chordata; Actinopteri; Pleuronectiformes; Pleuronectidae
Gene: dxo
Product: decapping exoribonuclease
Exons: 7
Coding region: 311-1579 (422 amino acids)
Biological process (GO): NAD-cap decapping; nuclear-transcribed mRNA catabolic process
Cellular component (GO): cytosol; nucleus
Molecular function (GO): mRNA 5'-diphosphatase activity
Source: RefSeq, a predicted model, not a curated record